This is a messenger RNA of Mustela erminea (ermine), 2113 nucleotides long. It is a transcript of the gene BHLHA15, whose product is annotated as basic helix-loop-helix family member a15. Bases 160 to 723 code for a protein of 187 amino acids. The transcript has 2 exons. Gene Ontology annotation, molecular function: protein dimerization activity. The record is from RefSeq and is a predicted model, not a curated record. NCBI's taxonomy places the organism in Eukaryota, Metazoa, Chordata, Mammalia, Carnivora, Mustelidae.
CCCGAGGGCUCAUUUACAUGCGGCCGCGGCCCCGCCCGGGGCGGCUAAAGCGACGUGUCCUUGUCCCCCGUGGGCAGCCCCGGCGCGUGCAGCUGCGGAUCUCCAGUUCCAAGGGCCUCCCUCAGAGCUACCACCUGCGGGGACAACCGGCCUGGAGCCAUGAAGACCAAGAACCGGCCCCCCAGGCGCCGGGUGCCAUCGCAGGACAUAGAGGCCACCGCAGGGGAACGGUCCCCGGACAGGGCCCAGCAGGGGUCGGGGCCGGAGCUGGCCAAGGGUCUGCGGAGCAGGACGGCGCGGGCACAGGGGGCACGGGCGGAGGCCGGGCGCCGGCGGCCGGGGCCCUCGGGAGCCGGUGGCCGGCGAGAGAACAGCGUCCAGCGGCGGCUGGAGAGCAACGAGCGUGAGCGGCAGCGCAUGCACAAGCUGAACAACGCCUUCCAGGCACUGCGGGAGGUCAUCCCGCACGUGCGGGCCGACAAGAAGCUCUCCAAGAUCGAGACGCUCACUCUGGCCAAGAACUACAUCAAGUCACUGACCUCUACCAUCCUGACUAUGUCCAGUGGUCGCCUCCCGGGCCUGGAUGGGCCGGGCCCCAAGCUCUACCAGCACUACCAGCAGCAGCAGGCAGCUGGGGGCACCCUGGGGGCCACGGAGCCCCAGCCCGAGGGCCACCUGCACAGGUACUCCACGCAGAUCCACAGCUUCCGAGAGGGCUCCUAGCGCCUGGCCUGGAGGGCAGCGGCCAGGCCCGCUCCCCCCAGCCCUGCUGCCUCCAUGCCAAGAGCCCCAGAUUGGUGGUGACAGCCCACGUGGACGUGGCCCCAGUGGCUCCAUUUCCCUGAACACUCAGCUGCCUGUGUGGAGCACAUCCUGGCCUUCAGGGGACGAGACCAGUGAGCGGCCUGGUCUGGGCCAUGGCUCCGGGCAGCAUAAAGCCCAAACCUCCGCAGAGGUCCCAGGACCUGCUUUUUAAUUGACUAGGGCCACAGUGGACAGGCCUUUGUAACUAAAUUCUUUUCACUCCCAACUCCCUCCAGAGGCAUGGGGAGAUUCCAGGAAAAGGUCAGUUUUGGUAAGUUUUCCCAGCUCCUGCAGAGGCCCGGGCCCUGGAAGGGUCCUCCUCCAACCUCCAAUAUAGCCUCCUCAUUCGGGGUAAACUGAGGCACCGAGCAAGCAAAGCCCUCGGCCACAGAGCGUGGCUAAGCCAAGAUGACUGACUCGUGUAAUUCAGCGUGUGUCAGGUAGAAACCCCCAAACCCCUAGAGAUACUAAUCCGAUUACCUCAAAUUAAUUCUAAAGGGACCUUGGCAGGGAGAGCGGCAGGGGCCUUGUCCUGGCUCCUGCUGGGUGGGGGCUCCUGACUGUGGAGGGGCUCGCGGCCUGGCACUGUGGGGCUGGGGACAGGUCUGGGAGGGAGGCUGGGAGCCACUGCCUCCCCUAAGCCGCCCACCUCCGUGUCACUCAGGUUUGCUGCUUGCUGUCAUACUGGUCCCUGCCGGGGACAUGUCAGUGGCAGAGGGCGGUCUGACAGAAAUUCAGGGUGUUCUUGGGCCCUGCUUGGAGUUGGUGUCCCUGCAGGGCUGUCUGUGGGAAGGAGCCUGGGUGGCAAGAGCUCCCCUCCCUAGCCUGGUACUGCUCCUUCAAGGCAGGCCUGGGCAGUUUGGCAGGUCCCUGGCCGCCUCAGGCCAAGCUUCCUUCUGUAGCGACAGGCUUGGCGACUUUGCUCUCAACGCCUCCUGGCAUCUCUCUGCUCUCACCCCUGUGCCCACAGUCAGUAUGGGGAGGGGACAGGACAAGCUUGGCAGCCUCAGGCAGGAACGGCAGUGACAGAGGCUGUGGCGAGCGAGGGUCAAGUUGGCCUGGCAUAUGAGGCUAGAGCUGUCCCCGAAGCCCCCAGGGACCAAGCCCCCCUCCUGGGUGGGGACCAAGGAACAUGGAAGCAGGGCUGCCACCCUCCCAGCCCCAGGGGUCCCGGCCCCAACUGCUUCAUCCACUGCCAGGCUUGGCAUCAGUAUCAAGGACAGCAGGCGGCAGCCCUCAGAGCAGCCAUUAACCACGUUGGUCCUCACUUUCCGGGUCCAACGCUGGCUGGACCCUCCCCAGGCCCCAU